Messenger RNA from Leptomonas pyrrhocoris, 3262 nucleotides. RefSeq lists its product as hypothetical. Lineage: Eukaryota; Euglenozoa; Kinetoplastea; Trypanosomatida; Trypanosomatidae. The coding region runs from base 257 to 3262 and encodes 1001 amino acids. The transcript has a single exon. The record is from RefSeq and is a predicted model, not a curated record. Gene Ontology annotation, cellular component: nucleus.
AGAUCCUGCGUGUAUCGCCGCAGUUGAAGUGCACGAGGUAAGCAAAGGGAAAGCGAGUGGGCUGAGCACGGAACUGCCACUUACUGCUUUCUCCUUUCUUCUUUGCUUCUUCGGCUCCGCUCUCUUCCUCCUCUUCGUUUUCAGUUUGUUUUUGUUCUGCCUUUCAUCGCACGUCGAUUUCGCCGGAUCAAGCGCGACCGCCAACACCACCACAUACACAAACCGACAGGACAAAGAGAAGAAGAAGAAAUCCAAGAUGCCGCCGCGCAAUGCAAAGCGCGCACCACCGCCGAAGAACCGCGGAAAGAACUCGAGCAGCCACCCGCGUAGUGACAGCCGCGUUCCCAAGAACGCGAGCCGCACGAGCAGCAACAUCAGAAUUAGCAGCGCGGCGCCUAUCAGCUCCCCGCCUGCCCGUCUGUCAAAGCUGUGGUCCACCGGUCGGCCUCCACCGGUGCGGGCAUCGGCGUACAGCGGCAGGUACGACAACAACACCACUGGUGGUCCCGUUACGACAGUAGCAGCAGCAGGAGGAGGAGGACAAGGUGACGGGGCCGCCUUGAACGCGUCGCAGGGCUUUGCGUACCUCUCACCAGAGGUGCUCGCGGCAGCCCGCCUCGCCUCCACCACGACCUCAAUAACAACCUCACCACCGCCACCACCACCAUCGCCGCCGUUGCGUUCUCCCGCGAUGCGAGCCGCCUCAUCUGCCGAGUCCUCGCUGGCGCGACUGCGUGCGCUGGCCAGUGGGGUCGCCUCUCUAGCUCUUUCCCCCGCUUCGCUUCCUUCACCAAACUUGUUUAAGAAUGAGGAGGCAUUGCCGCGGUCGUUGCCGCCGCUAUCGCAGCCCCCCGCGCAGGGCUUCGCGGAGUCGCCCUCCUCGGCCGCCCCUGCGACACCCUACACCCCCGACCUCGUGCGCCGCCUCGCCGAGCUCAACGGCACGCCCUACGCACAGGCGCUUUCUGUAUUGCACGUUGAUCGUUUGAAGCGCUCUCGUGGUGCUGGGGAUACUGCGGCAACGGCUACUGCUGCCCAACCGGCGCCCUUGUCGCCCGAUCAGCUGUCCUCGCUAGGCCACAACGAAGAAGACGAGGAGGCGCUGGCUCGCUCCUCUACGCCGCACGCUUCUUUCCGUAGCGCCGCCGCCGCAGGAGACUGGGUCAGGGCCCUCGGCGACGGGGGCAACCUCGAGAAUGAAGAGGAAGCCGAGGGCGGCGCACACCGCAGCUCCCCCCAGCGUCAACUGCAACCGCCACCGCGGCCUCUCACAGCCGCCGCCCGACUCGAUCGCCUCCGGGCCACGUCCGCGUCGGACCCGCUGUCCACCCCUCCUCUUCCUCUUCUUCCUUCGGUGGUCUCUCAGGUGGCCUCGACGGCGUCUCUUCCGCCCGCUUCCUGUGGCGCCUUCGACGUGACAAGUCGGCUGGCGGAGCUGCGCCAGCGGGCGACUGCUUCGUCAGCCAGUCCGGCGUUUGGGUUCGCCGGUGGCACCUCUUCUCCGCCGCCUCCGUCCGCUCCUCCUACCACCACCUCGGUGGCGUCCACGGCGGCCAUCGCGGGUGCUCCGCCGACCUGUUUUAUGAACCUAGAGCGUAUGCGGGUGGGUCACGGGUCCCUAUCAUCGUCAUCCUCCAGCAACACCCACAUCACCCACGACACGCACAACGACCCCUACGGCGUCAAUCGCCAGAUCAACCACACGACUGCUACCGCUGAUUCCUCUCAGAAGUGUCAUGCGUCGUCCGCCAGCGGUGCCCGCGGCAGCGUCGACCAGGUGCCUCCGUACAAUCUUCUGGUGGCAGGAGUGAGGCGACACGAGGAGACAGACGGACGUGCAGGCGCGACGCCGCCAACGUCGCCGGUGCCACCGAACUCCAUCGACGCGGAGCUACAGGAGGCAAGUGAACUGCGCAGUUUAAAUGCGCACCUGCAGCGGUACUGCGAUGCGGCGGCGGCGGCGCAGUCCCUGCAUCCCCUCCCCGCGCACACAGACGCGACGGCAGCGGCAGCGUCUUUCCCCUCCUCCUCCGUCGUGUCCAAGGCGAAGCGUGCGGUGCGGCGCUCGCAGCGACGGCAGUCCGCCGCGGCCGCCAAGAAGGAGACGGCGGUGGCGACCCUCGUGAAAGGCUGCAAGUCGGGCCAGCGGCUCAACAGCGGCGAGGUGGGUGGUGUCGUUGGGAGCCGCACCUCACCGCUGCCGCUGCUGUCGUCAUCGCAGGUGGUGGCGCGGCUGCGUCGGUUGGCCGCACCGGUGCCGAUCGGAGAGGCGGUGACCGCAGAGACGCCCCCACCACCACCGCCGCCGCCGCUGCCCGCAUCGUGGUCGUCAUCGUCGCCCUUCGCGGCCCUCGCAUCUCCUAGCUUGUACGGGAUGCUGAGCGACGCCGCACGGCACCAAGGACACGACAGCACAGGUGAAGACGGAGGCCUCCACAUGAAGAAGGGUAAUGGUGAGGAUGGAGCGGCGACAGCCCGUUCGAAUGCAGAGGUGCAGCCGCCUCCGCUAACUUCCGCAGCUCUUCCUGUCUACAAUUACCCGUCCACCACACGGCCCCCUUCAACGCCCGACCUGCGGCGACUACCGGCCUUCUCCAGCUGUCGUGCGCCGCGUGACCUCCCGCUGCCGGCCACCUCGCAGUGCAUCGUCUUUGACACGUCCUCCCUCUUGGACUCCGAGCCGGGGGUGUUGAACCUGCUGCUGGAGCGCGCGUACAUCGGCAUUCCCUUUAAGGUGCUGGACGAGUUGGAUUACAUGCACAAGGGUGGCGUGGGCGGACCCGAGAUCAGCAGCGGCGUCGCUGCGCUGCGGCCGGGACUGAGAGGCGGCGGCGAGGUGGGCUCGAGCAACGGCAACAGCAGCGGCGGCGGAACCCACGAUCGCGAGUGGCGACGCAAGCGGGCGCACGACUUGCGCAAUUGGAUUGCGGCGUGCGUCAGUGGCUCGCACGGUCGCCUGCUGCUGCAGAAGCGCACGGACGUGAUUGAGGCGUACGAUCGGCGGACCGCCAACAACGAUGAUCAAAUCCUCGGUUACGCCGUGUACUUGCGCCGACACCGCGAGAAGGUGAUCUUUGUGACUGAGGAUAAGUUCCUGCGCAUCAAGGCCGCUGCGGAGAUCGGGAAGGCCUACUCGUACCAUGAGAUUCGUCAGAUGGUCGGCAUGCCGGCGAUGCUGCCGAGCAGCAGCACCAGCAGCAGCGGCGGCAACAGCACCACUGUUCGCAGAAUCGCACUGAGGAGAAAUCAUCGAAAGAAGUAA